Molecule: messenger RNA, 1435 nt
Organism: Cajanus cajan (pigeon pea)
Lineage: Eukaryota; Viridiplantae; Streptophyta; Magnoliopsida; Fabales; Fabaceae
Gene: DTA4
Product: downstream target of AGL15-4
Source: RefSeq, a predicted model, not a curated record
UAACUAGUAAUGAUAAUGAUUUGUUGCGGUAGCAGGGCUGUAAAGGAAGGGGAAAAGGAAAGGACGUGGUGAUGAUUUGCGGAGGCAAUGUCGGCGUUAGGAGAGACACGCUAUCAUCAUUCAUGCCUGCUUUUUUCCCCACUCCUUUCAAAUACUCACUCUCGCUCUCAACUCUAAACCCUCCAAUUAACGCCGUCAACUAUGCCGGAAAUCACCGUCGAUUUCCGCGCUCCGCCGCCCUCUCCGGUCGCCUCCGGCAGGAGAUCCACCGUCACCAACGACGACGUCCUCACCGAGUUUCUCGAGGCCUCGCUCCGCGUCCCCGAUCUCGUGCUGCCGGACAAGAUCUUCCCCAAGCAGAGGCACCUCCACGCGCCUCCGGAGGUCGAUUUCGUCGCGCUGUGCUUCCACCGCGACCGCGCCCUCCGCGACGUCGUUUCCGACUCGCUAGCCGGAAUCGGAUGCUUCCAGCUUCUCAACCACGGCAUUCCGCCGCAGCUCAUGGAGGAGGCCGCCGAGGCUGCCGCCGGGGUAUUCCGAGUGCCGCCGGCGAGGCGUGCUGCCGCCACGAGGUCGCCGGAGAAGCCCUGGGGAUUCGAGGAGUACCACGCCGGUGAGGAGGAGAAGGAAGAAGGUAGCGAGGAAUUCGUGUGGUGCAAUGACGACGACUUCAAGUCCAAAAUGGCGGGAAUUUGGUCAACUGGAUAUCCAAAUUUCAGUGAGAAGAUGGAAAAAGUGAUGUCACGCAUAGAGAUGGUGGCUAUGAAAAUGUUGCCUGUGAUAUUGAAAAACGGGAUUACAGAUACAGAAUUUGUGGGUGGGAAUACUUGCUGCGUUUACAAGCAUCGCAGAGAUAAUAGCGAUCGAUGGGCUAACUCUCUGAAAUACGACGUCAUUAGAAUGCUGAUCAGAGGAACAGAUUACUCCCAUUCAUUGUGCUUCCAUGUUUGCAAUGCCUCUUCACAGUUUCAUCUUUACUCCAAGAAAAGUUGGCUCUCUUUUUGCCCUCACCAAGGUGCCCUUAUAGUCACUGCUGGAGAUCAAACCCAGAUAUUGAGUGGUGGACAGUACAAGCAGGUGAUUGGAAGGCCAAUCUUUAAAGGAGACAAAGAAGAGAGCAUUUCAAUGGCUUUCCUCUAUUCUACCCAAAACACCAACAAGUACAAUUUUCAAACAAGUAUGGGAACAAGAACUAUUUCACUUGCCCACCAACUCAUCUUGGCUUUAAUUCUCACCCUUGUCUACCAUCUCAUCAUUUUUGCCUACAAAAAACUUCAUUAAAUACACAUCCAUACCUACCUGAGUUUCACAAACACUUGUACACGUGUUAAUACUUGUGCUUUUUUUUUAUUUAUUUAUUUAUUUUACAAAUCGAGGUUAUUGUGACCAUUUUCACAGAACUAGAAGUGGAGAAUUUUGGUUUAUCUGCCAUUCA